CAUGGCAGAUCAAUCAUAAGCUGAAUAUUUGAACUUAAAAGUUAAAUCUUAAGAUGGAGAAGAGGUUUUCUUUAAAAUAAAGAAAUAAACUCAAUUCAAGAAAUUGAUGGAUGCUUAUUGUUCAAGACAAAAUGUAAUUAUGAACUAAAUAUUUUAGCUUCAAAUCUAAAAUGUGAGAUUCUUAUUUGAUGGAGAAAGAAUUUUAGAGACUCAAACCCCUGCUGAUGUUUGAAUUAUAUAAUAUUAAUUAGAUUGGAAUGGAGACUGGAGAUGAAAUUGAUGUUGUUAUUGAGCAAGUGGGAGGUAUGAAAUUUUUAUGAA
This is a messenger RNA of Paramecium pentaurelia, 321 nucleotides long. Lineage: Eukaryota; Ciliophora; Oligohymenophorea; Peniculida; Parameciidae. The record is from the annotation of a GenBank genome assembly.